AAACCCCCUCCCCGCAAUUCAAACGUGUUUGGUGGGGGCUACAAGGCAGGUGGGCUCUGUCAAAUAUAAGCUGCUUUCUCAAUUCUCUGUACAGAUCUCAGGAGGGAAGACGUUCAACUAUAAGCCUAAAAAAUAACAAGAAGAUGGCCAUGCUCAAGAUCGCUUUGCUUCUCUUCAUUUGUCUUGAAGGCUUUGCUCUGACUUCAGCUUUUAAUGGUGGUGAUGGUUUGCAGGAUGUUCCACUUGCCAUGGCAGAAAAUGGAGACAUCUGCAAGGAUUGUACCCAAAUAUUUGAACUUCUCGCUGACCUCUUUUCCAAUGCAGACGUCCAGAAAAAGAUCAUGGACGCCAUAGACAAUAUCUGUGACCACCUGCCUGGACCGCCUGGUACUGCCAAGCUCUGCAAAGACGAGGUUCAGAAGAUACUCCCAGUGGCCAUCAACUUCAUCACUGCGGCUGUUAAACCAGCAGAGCUCUGCAAAACCAUUGGCCUCUGUAGCUCCAGCUACAAGCAGGUGAUGCUCCGCUAUUUUGUCAAGGAAGGAUUUCAGGCUCCUGUGACUGAAGAAAAUGGGAAGUCUUCAAAACCAUGCUCCUUCUGCAUCUUUCUUAUCAAGACUUUGGAGGACAUGCUGCCUAAACAAAGGACUGAGGACGCUGUCAUCAAGCUGCUGGAGGAGAUUUGUCACAUUUUGCCCGCCGGCUACCAAGGCCAGUGUGAGAGUGUUAUCAGCAAGUUCAGCAAGACGGUGCUGGACGCCAUCCUGGGCUACGCAACCCCUCAGGCCAUUUGUGCUCUUCUCCACCUGUGUGACGGGCAGGAGGCUUCUGUUGUGGACCCAUGCACUCUGACAACAUACAGGUGCAAAGACAUCAAGACUGCCCUCCAGUGUGGAACUGUGUUCUACUGUCAGAAAUUUGCCUGGAAGCCUCUAAACUCCAACACAAUUUAAAAUGUUAAGGAUGGAUUGAAAAGAGCAAGUCAACAUGGAUAACUCGGAUCUUUCAACCAACAAAUAUUUAAUCGCUUUAAACCUGUGACAUUUUUCUGAUGGGAUUUUUUAACUACUGAUAAGAUAUUUUACUGCAUUUUGUAAAUCUACAUACCGUCUGUGCUGAGUGAAGAAAACAAGGACUGAGUUUGACAAAAGGAAUAUGAAAUUCAGAAAUGAAUGGAAUAUUGAAAAGAUUUGAGCGCAACUGUAGAAUCAGGAACUUAAAUGAUCAUCAUGAAUGUAAGACACAUUUUGCAAUUGUUCUGUAUAAUUCACAAGAAUUUUCUUUAGUUUUUUUUUGUAAUAGCAAUUUACUGUCCUACAGUCUAUAUAAAGUUUCAUGGCCUGCUUUAA
Labrus bergylta (ballan wrasse) is the source of this 1349-nucleotide messenger RNA. Its product is annotated as prosaposin. NCBI's taxonomy places the organism in Eukaryota, Metazoa, Chordata, Actinopteri, Labriformes, Labridae. Gene Ontology annotation, biological process: sphingolipid metabolic process. The record is from RefSeq and is a predicted model, not a curated record. Gene Ontology annotation, cellular component: lysosome.